This is a messenger RNA of Brassica napus (rape), 1045 nucleotides long. Its product is annotated as putative GEM-like protein 8. The coding region runs from base 208 to 846 and encodes 212 amino acids. The transcript has a single exon. Lineage: Eukaryota; Viridiplantae; Streptophyta; Magnoliopsida; Brassicales; Brassicaceae. The record is from RefSeq and is a predicted model, not a curated record.
ACUCAUCCUUUACAACAAAGGUCUCACGUCUCAACGAUUCAGAGCUUUAAUUUUUUCAGUGCAACUGCCUCUUGUCUCUUUGUCUUUCCCUUUAAAUAGCCACCCCACCACAUUGUUUCAUCAUCACCAUCACUCACAAUCUCUCUCUCUCUCUAUCUCUCAAGAUCAAGAUUAAAGAUCAAGAUUCUUAUAACUCAAUCCUCCAAGAUGACAAUGAGCAUAGUUCAACAAGUUCUUGCAUUUCCUGCCGUCAAGACUGCUCCCACACGUUACUUACCUGACCCAGCGUCCAUCAACAAACUCCAAAUCCCAACUCCUUCCAAGAAAUCUAAAAAAAGUAAGGGAAAAUCGAUCCUUCGAACCAAUAGCUUCACGGAUGGAGCUAGAGAUCAGAGCAAGUUAGGACCAAAACUCACCGAAACAGUCAAGAGAAAACUAUCCUUAGGAGCUAAGAUCCUUCAAAUGGGAGGCUUAGAGAAGAUCUACAAGAGGCUCUUUAAAGUCUAUGAUGAAGAGAAACUCUUCAAGGCCUAUCAAUGUUACCUAUCAACAACGGCAGGUCCCAUCGCAGGCUUACUCUUCAUAUCAUCAAAGAAGAUUGCUUUCUGCAGCGAGAGAUCUAUCAAAGUGGCUUCUCCUCAGGGAGAUCUCACUAGGGUUCACUACAAAGUGUCUAUCCCUCUGUGUAAGAUCAAGGGAGUGAACCAGAGUAUGAACACGAAGAAGCCAUCUCAGAAGUACCUUGAAGUAGUCACGGUGGAUGACUUUGACUUCUGGUUCAUGGGAUUCUUGAGCUACAAGAAAGCUUUCAACUGCCUCGAGCAAGCACUUUCUCUCGAGCAAUAACAAGGAGAAGGUUGAAGAGGAAAUAUUUCAUUUCCAAUUUAACCUAUUAAUGUUCUAUCCAAGAAUGUUAGGAGAAAGCCUAGAAAAUUCAGACAAUAUUGUACAAACUCUUUUUUUUUUUGAAGUAUUUAAUCCUUUUGUUAUCCAUUGUUCACAAGAGAGACUGAAUAUAUUUACUGAUAUCAUUAGUUUUCCUUAA